AAACUGUUUUAAGAAAUCAUUUGCUAUGAUGUGUAUAAAUGUGUUUCCACGAUUUGCUGUCCUUGUUGCAAGUGCCGAAAAACUUACUAAAAUUAAAAUGUCCAUGUUGUGACUCACUAUGUAUGCGUGCGUGUUCCUAUUUCCCCAGUCAGUCUCCCAGCAAUGAGUCUGUUUCGGAAGUCCCAGUCAGAAGAUGGCGUAGACCGCUACACCCGCCUGUGGUCAGUGCUGUUGCUGCUGACCCUUGCCCUGGUCACGUGGCUCCUGCCCUUUAGCCCCACCAUCAGCUCCCUAGCAACACGGCCAUCCGAACAGCCAUUGAACAGACUGGAACCUCCGACCUACCACGCCAAAUGCUGGGUUCCCAAUGAGUUCACGGGUAGCUACGCAGACUUCGCAAACAGAAUCUGUGCGUCGUUUGCGAACUCUGCUUACAGAGGAGAGAAGAACGUUUCUCUCUACCGCCUCACCGAAGACUCAGGACCAAUAAACAUCCCCACAAUGGAGCGCUUCACGCCCAAACUCAUGACAACCUCUAACUUAGAGUCAAGGUCACACAGACAGAUGACGUCACAGGAUUCAAGUCUUGGGCCAGAUACGUAUCUCUUCUUAGCAGUGACUGUCCCGCUGGCCUUGUUUCUCUUCGCCGUCUGCCUCAAACUGCCUCUCAUCUUGUUCCGUCUGAUGUCUGGUUUUGGAAGCAUCAACGUUGACCGGACGCUGGACACAGCUCGUGGUGGCUUGACCCUUGACACAGGAAGUCGGCGACAGUUGAACUUUGACCUUAGUCGGGCUGCUACAGAAGCGGCCAAAACAUCUCGCGGCGUGGCUCUGUCCUACUUGAUGUUCAAACUGCUCCUGUGUGUAGUCACGCUGGUGGAGCUUGUGGUUCUGGGCUCUCUCUUGAUGCCUCAGCUGACGCAGCUCAAGGACAGGAACGAUAACCCAGGACUGGUCUACGGGACCAGCACCCAGACCUCUCCUGACCUGCACGGUAAAGCGUACGAGUUCGAGAACGACAUGCUUCUCAUCUGCGAGUUCGAAAUCCGCCAGUUACAGAACGUAGUUACGUUUGACCUACAGUGUUUGUUCAGCUAUGACGAAGGUGCUACCGCGGGUCACUCAAGAGUUGGAGCCGAAACCCAGCAGUUAGCUGGAGAUGUGUUGAAUGGCUACCACGCUCUGUUGACCGCUGUGUUGGCCUACCUGGUCAUCCUGCUAGUGGUCAAUGUUCUGAGUCUGAUCACCUGGACGUCGAAACUUGUCUUCGGCAUCUUCCGUAGCUCGUUGCUCCAGGGCUCGUCCUCACUGUCUCUUGACCUCUCCUUUCUGCUGCUCAUGAGUCAGGAGAACAAUGGCCCACUGGUCACUCAAGAACUGGCUGGACAUCUGACCAGUGUGACCGGGCUAGAUAGAGUAAUGGACAAGAGGACAAUUGAGUGAGGGUCAAU
This is a messenger RNA of Aplysia californica (California sea hare), 1451 nucleotides long. RefSeq lists its product as uncharacterized. The record is from RefSeq and is a predicted model, not a curated record. NCBI's taxonomy places the organism in Eukaryota, Metazoa, Mollusca, Gastropoda, Aplysiida, Aplysiidae. The coding region runs from base 163 to 1443 and encodes 426 amino acids. The transcript has a single exon.